Molecule: messenger RNA, 7062 nt
Organism: Ctenopharyngodon idella (grass carp)
Lineage: Eukaryota; Metazoa; Chordata; Actinopteri; Cypriniformes; Xenocyprididae
Gene: fhdc4
Product: FH2 domain containing 4
Exons: 11
Coding region: 2886-5174 (762 amino acids)
Source: RefSeq, a predicted model, not a curated record
UGCCAGCCUGGAAAAAUUGAACCGCUUUUCCUUGAUUGGAUGGAUUGUUAUUUCCUUGGCUUUGAACUCAAAUAAGAAAAGGGCUUGGUUUUGGUUUCACUGUGGUAAUCAAAUUGGACCAGGCAUUGUUUCUUGGAAGAAAAGUUAUGAUUUUAUAUUCGUCUGGGAUAGAUUCGUCUGGGAUUGCUGGUUUGCUUUAACAAGAAUUUGUUACAUUAGCAAGUCGUUUUUAUCCGUGUUACACAAUAUUGAUUCAGCAACCAUGCUUGGUAUUUUAUCUUCUUAAAAUAGUGCUCACAGCCCAUUUCUUGCAGAGGCUGUGUCGACAGAGGACUUUUCUUAUAGACUAUUAGUGACUAGAUUGUUGAAAUCAAUCCAGUCCUAUAUACAUUUCCCCACAAAUGUGUGCAGUAACAUCUACAUUAACAUCUACAGGAAACCUGGUCCGGGGCAAGCUAACUGUCAGGCUAAGCUGAGCUUCUCUAACACUGACCAAUAGGAACGCAAUGAUAUUACAGCUGACUCUCUCACAUACAAUUAUUUGACUUUAUUAACCACUAUCAGUCCUAUAUAUAUAUAUAUAUAUGUAUGUGUGUGUGUGUGUGUGUGUGUCCUACAGAUUUUGUUUUCUUACUGGCUAAAUGUUUUGUGCCCAAGAUUUAAUUAGAUUGUUUUAAAAUAUAAGAAUACAUUUCUCUCUGGUUUUGUUUGGCAGCUGUAGUACCUUUUAUGGUUUUUAGAAGAGCAGAAAUUAAAAUCACAAAAUUAAAAUAAGUAUGCACAGACUAAAUUUUAAUUGGUAAGAUGAAUCUAAACUCAGUAGUUGGCCUACAGUAUAUUGAUUAACCCCAUUACAAUAGUCCAUUUACAGUUACUAUCAUGAAAAUACACUUACUUGUAGGUUUAAAAUUGCACAUUUAAUGUCCAACAUCAAAUAUUUUAGCAAAAUAUAUAUUUUAGUCAGAAUCAUUACUCAUUCACUGUGAAGUUUAGCAGCAAAAUGGAAAUAUUUGCAUGACUUUCUAACAUUUACAGAUUGAGAAUAAACUUGUGAAAAGUAAGUUAUGCACUGAGGAAAACACAAUGUCUCAAACGCAUAAAAUAGUAUGCUGUUUCCUAUGGUGGAUCGAUUUGAUCCAUGAUCGACCUCUAGAGCUGCUUAAAGGGACAGUUCACCCAAAAAUGAAAAUUCUAUCAUCAUUUACUCACCCUCAAGUUGUUCAAAAUCUGUAUAAUCUUACAUUGGCUUACAAUGGCUGCAGCGUGCGUGUGUCCGUUAAGUCCACGAGACCGUAGGGUGUCCCAUUUGUCAAUUUUAGGCUUCAGAAGGGUGCUCGCGAGCGCCCCCUUUGCGGCCGAUUUGCGCCCUCGAUGCGCACUUUUGCUGAGCCCGCACUGGUGCGAGUUCAGCGGAAGACUUCUUCCCGACAGUCAAAGCGACAUUACGUCACGAAAGUGCGGACUCAUGGGAAGGCCGUGAGUGUUUAGGGUGCCAUUUGGGACAGGGCCUUUGUUCUGUUGAACACAAAGGAAGAUAUUUUGAAGAAUGUGUUAAACUGAACAGUUUUGGGGCAACAUUGACUUCCAUAGUAGUUUUUUUUUUCCUACUAUGGAAGUCAAUGGUGCCCCAAAGUGGCCUGGUUACAAACUUUCUUCAAAAUAUCUUCCUUUGUGUUCAGCAGAACAAAGAAAUUUAUACAGAUUUGGAACAACUUGAGGGGGAGUAAAUGAUGAUAGAAUUUUCAUUUUUUGGUGAACUAUCCCUUUAAGAAAAGCGUGCACGCGCAAUUAUCUUGACUAGGUAAACUUGGAUCAAAUUAGCGGGACUGCGUGAACUUUAGCCCCAACUCAUUUAUUAGGUUCAUUUCAAGUCAGGUUUUUGAGUUUAAUCCUCGCUUUUCUUAGCGUCUUUUAUGAAACAGCCCAAUAUUUUCCCCAUAAUCCAUGUUUAAAAGCGGUACUAAACCCUUUUUAAAAUUAUCAGUGUUAAGCUACCUUUAUUCUGAGUUUAAGAAAACACCUAAGAUCUCUAAUAAAACAAAUAAAUGUAAACUUUCGAAUUCUAACGGUAGUUUCUUUUAUUGCCAGUUAAGUUAGGUGAAUACCCAUUCAUGUGGUAAUUUUAUGAAAUUUGAGCAAUGACACAUGGACUACGUCUGAAACAAGCGCUGACGAGUUCUGGGCGUGAGCUACAGGUAAGAGAGCAGAUUGCAACAUCACUCUUCCGCAGAACAGUAGCCGACAGAGUAAUGUGGAGCAUGUUUUUCUCUGGAGUAUAUAGCUAAAGUAAAUUCGGAUAUUGUCGGACAGUAAUUUCUGUUGGUAGACGUCUGGAUACCUCUUAAACUAGUAAGUAAAUUAUUUUUAAAUACCAUGGAUAUCCAAAUCGUUUUUUUCCCACGGACUGUGUUAUUGUAAUACUCUGCAGUACCAUUUAAGUACUAUGGUACAACUGAGAGAGUUUUUUUUAAAGCUAUAUAUAUAUAUAUAUAGUUUUUUAAUUUUUAAAAGUUACAAAAAUACUGUAGUAGUAGUAGUAGGUUACCAUACACAUAUCUGUCCAUGUUAAUUUUGUUUACAUGUGUUUUUUUUAUUUUAUUAUUAUUAUUUGAUUUUGACAGUCUUUGCAUAAACGUCUUCUAGAAAUCAUGUAAACUUUUGUAAACCCAUUAGAUAUUUUCCAUUGUUCUGGUUUUGUUAGUUCACCAGUGCUUAUCACCUAGAGUUUCUCAGUUAACUUCCCUAUUACACUAAUCCUUCCUUUUUCAGUUAACAGCUGACAGCAGAUAUUAACAAACUACACACACACUUUACAUAUGGUUUCCUUUUCUGCUCUGUCUUUAAAGGGAUGAUGCGGCAGUAUCUUUGCAAGUGACAUCCAAACCAUGACGCCGCCACCACCACCACCACCACCUCCCCCUCCUCCUCCUCCUCCUCCUCCUCCACCCCCUGCCCUCUUCUCAAGUGGAGGCCCGUUUUCCAGAGGGCCCACACGGGCCUCUAAAAUGCGUAAUUUUAAUUGGGAGAUCAUACCAAAGGACACUGUGCAAGGCAAACGUAACAUAUGGACGGCUGAGAAGAACAGGGAGUUUGAGUUGGACACCAAACGUAUGGAGGAGCUGUUCAGCCGCGAUGACCAGAAGCAGGUCCAGGCCACAACCCGCCGCAGUGUACGCCAAUCCCCAAGCAAUGCCCCAGGACCUGAAAUGGUGUCCAUUCUUAACUCCAAGAAGAACAUGAACAUUGGUAUCUUCCUCAAGCAGUUCAGAAGGUCAGUGAGUGAAAUGAUUGACGACAUUAUCAAUGGCAGAGGAGAAAAAUUUGGUACUGGGAAAUUGAAAGAGUUGUGCAAACUACUGCCAGAGGAUGGAGAGGUGCGUCAGCUUCUUGAUUUUAAAGGAGACUACGCAACUCUCUCUGAACCAGAUAGGUUCAUGGCACAACUUGUCAAAGUUCCUUGCUAUGAGGAACGGUUGAACGGUUUAGUACUCAAAGAAGAAUUCUCCCAUUUUGUGGAUGAGGUGAAUCACUCUAUUGCAGUCAUGACCGCUGCUGGACAAGAGCUGUUGGAAUGUGCUGAUCUACAUUCAGUCAUUCGACUGGUCUUGAAGACAGGGAACUACAUGAACUCUGGAGGGUACGCUGGCAGCGCGGUGGGAUUCCGGAUAACGUCUCUUCUCAAACUAGCGGAUACCAAAGCCAACAAGCCUGGAAUGAACCUCAUGCACUAUGUUGUGAUGCAAGCCCAGAAGAUAGAUGCGUCGCUGCUGAAGUUCACAGAGCAACUACAGCACAUCGGAGAUGCAGCAAGGAUUCAUAAACAGGAAAUUGAGUCUGAUUUCCAAAAGGAAGCGAGUAAAGUCCAGGUGUCAAAGCAGAAUGCUAGUAAACAGCCAGAUCUGGAAGAACAGAUGAGGGAUUUUCUGCUGAAUGCAGAAACCAGGGUAAAGGAGACCGAGGAGGCCUUCAAGACCCUUUCUGCUGUGAGUGAUUCGGUGGCAGAGUAUUUCUGUGAGGACCCCACUCAGUUCAAACUAGAGGAUUGUUGCUCCAUUUUCUACUCUUUCUGUGAGAAGUUCAAACGAGCAGUUCAGGAGAACCUUGAACGAGACGUGGUGGAAGUGAGGCGCAGGCAGCGAGAGCGUACUCAAAUUGCUGCCAAGCGACGCUCCACCGCCACCUGCUCCUCACGAGAUAAAGACAUCGAAGGAGUUGCUCUGGAGUCCAUCCUACAGAGGUUUAACACUCGGCAAUCCCGCCGUAGAGCUGGGAGAGGUUCACCCACGCUGGGGAAUCUAACUGAGACCAUCUUGAAGGAGAACAACCACCCCAAUGACAACAAAGAGGUUAAGAGGGACAGAUGGAUCAAAAGUGUCACGCAAUCCUCCUUGAUCAAGGAGAGCUUUGAUAAGGAAGAGACGCCCAAUCACCCAGAGAUUACAAUCUCAAGCCCGAUGCAAGAAAAUACAGAUUCCCCAAUGAAUCAACGUGUCUCCGUAUCCACGGAGCAAGAGGAGGAAGAUGUCCAGACCGAGAAAGAGGUGCAGAAUAUGAGAGAGGUGUCACGGAAGGUUUUACAAUACCAGUCCAGUCGAAGCAGCGUUUCAUCCGGCGAGGCCCUGUCACCGAUCCUGUCUCCCAGGCAGACGUUCUUCCACGAAGACAGAAGACAGCUGCUGAUCAUGGCCAUAGAAGAAAACUCUUCUAAACCCAGCCUUCUGCUGCAGAACAGCCAGAUCAUCAAUCGCCGGCACACGAUCGCACUUCCUGAGGCCAACUGUGGAAAUACCAGCCAAGAGGACAUAUUUGUGCCCUGUAAUGUAAAUGCAUCUCCGGCUCCCUCUAUAGGUGUUAUUGGAAAAGGGAAAUCUGUGGAUUGUAAUAUGCUCACCAUACAACAAAACUCUACAAAGACUGUUAAAGAUUCAGAAGCGAAGCCUCUUAAUUCUCAAGAGGAAUCACAAUCAGUUGACUUAUCGCAGUCACAAUCAGCCGAGCCAGAAGCAAAGACUGAAGACUUGGUACCUAGUUUGCAAGUGGGUACUGGCAAGAGAAACAGCCUAACAACAUCAUUUAAAAGCGCUAAAGAGGGCUUCAGCUUUAUGUCUUUAUUUAAGCGCUGGCGUGAAAAAGACAAAUCAAAAGAGCUUGAUUCUGACAGUGUGGACCCCUGAUUUAAAAAAACAACAACAAAAAAACAUUGCUCUCUAUUUAUUCAGACAUUCACGCUGAGUGACAUGCUGCACUUAUGGAAAACUAGCUUGGUGCUCAUUGUCAUUGUUUGCUUGUUAAAUGGACAUUUAUUUUCACGGUUUCUAUAAAUAACGCACAUGCAAUUACACCAAAAAUGAAUUGAAUUAAAUAUAGUGUUAAGAUCAGUGGAAAAUGACACAUUUUACCUGCAAUGCUCUUUAUGCAACACAAGGGGGCAGUACAUGGCAUUACAUUCCCAGGGCGAGACAGUUUCUGUAUCUGCAUAAAUUAACCAUGCACAAUUAUGCAUGACUGUGAUUAUGAGUAAUUAAUCUGUUAGUUUAGAUUAUAUACUGACCAAUCAAAAUACAAGUUGGUAAAUGUGGUUGUAAUGCACCACAUAAAAUCACAAAUUCUUGUCUGAUGAAUAAUUUAAUGUUUAAUAAUAGUUAUUAUAUUUACCCUACACUGUAAAAAGUAAUAUGCUAUAUCUACUCCAUAAAAUUUUGGCAACAGAUUACAAGCAAUAUUAUAAAUUUAAAUUCAACAAAUAGAACUGAGUCAGAAUUAAUCAAAUUAAUUCCUUAAUGUCAACCAUUUAAAACAAGUAAAAUUUAAGUAAAAUUUAAACAAAAAUAUCUGAAUAACAGACAGACGUCAAAGAUGAAUUAAGAACUGAAGGAACGAGAAACACAAGAAUUAACAGAGGUUUAGAUGUUGAUUGAAAAUGUUUGUCACCAUUAUGGAGAUCAGUGUUUCAUUUAGUUGGGCAGAUUGACUCUUUGCUUUUUAUGUCAGUUUGUGGUUUUUGUAAUGUUUUUUGCUAAUUUUACACAUUUUAAAUGGUUUACUUUUAAGGAAUUAAUUUGAUUAAUUCUAACUCAAUUCUUAUAAGUUGAAUUCGAUUAAUAAUAUUGCGUGUAAUCUGUUGCCACAAUUUUAUUAAGUUUUACAGUGUAGCUUGUACCACAUCAUGUUUCUAAUGGCCUCUGAAUGGUCUUUGUAGGCUUCCUAUGACAGACCAAUCUACGGAUCAAAGCACUCACUCACAUGAUGAAAAUGGGGAAUAGAGAGUUCAUGUAAUUUGUGGUUUUCACUGCUCAAGAAAUGAAAAAAGGCCUUUUAUUUGAGUCGUUCCAAAGCACAAGCUGAUAAAACCUCUGCGUUUUAUUCUCAAUUUGAGAUUUCAUGAAAAUUUUGAGACCGUGUUCCAGUUAGGAGUUGCUCACACACUAAGAUGCCUAAGUGCAUUUUUAUAUUAUGUUACUUGUCCUGUUUUUAGGCAAAAUUUAUUUAUCGUUUUUUUGUGUUAUAGUUAUGCUUGACCUCAACAACAUCGCCUGUGCUACUUGAUGCAAUUAUACAUGGUAUUUCAUGUUUUUUUGUCUGCUGAGCUUCUGGAAUAAUGAGGGAACAAUGAGAAGCUAAAUGGGCUUAUCCUUGAUAAAGACAUUGAAGGCUUAGUCAGGGAGAAUAGAUAACGUCAUAGGCUCCCGAUAGGUCUGCUUUAGGUGGUCUAAGUGCUUUCUAGACAGCCUGAGACCCUGUCGGGGUGGAGAUUUGGGGGAGGGGGCAGUUUGGGUGAUUGUGUGAGUGAAUUAUCAUCAUCAGUCUCAAAGAACUGAGAAUAAAGGGUCAAGCUGAUUGAAUGUCACAACAUGCUAUGGUUAUAGUGCAGUUGAUCCUGAAAAUGGCUUACCAGAAUGUGUUGGACUGAUUUUAGUCUCUUAAAAAAAGCCUAGAGUAAUAUGUUUGAUUUCAUGCUGUUACAGUGCAUGUCUAAAUGCUGUUUAUUUCAGACACUUACCAUGAAUUGUUUAGAGAUGUAUUAUUACAUUGUAAUAAACAGUUUGUAAAUUUAAUAACAAA